Messenger RNA from Culex quinquefasciatus (southern house mosquito), 2806 nucleotides. Its product is annotated as integumentary mucin C.1. Gene Ontology annotation, cellular component: cytoplasmic vesicle. The transcript has 3 exons. The coding region runs from base 189 to 743 and encodes 184 amino acids. The record is from RefSeq and is a predicted model, not a curated record. Lineage: Eukaryota; Metazoa; Arthropoda; Insecta; Diptera; Culicidae.
AACACGGCAUAGAACAAAAGAAAUCCAGGGGGAAUUAGGCCUACUGCAAUCGAUCGAUCGAUUUCCGGCGACUGCCCGACCAUCAUCGUUUUUUUUUACUGCUGAAGGCAGAGCCAAACUAGGAGGAAGAGUGGAGAGAAGGACGAGGUGAUAAAAGGAAGUUAUCCGAUCUUGGAGCAAAAGCAACGAUGACUCCGUCGAGGUUUGCGCUGGUCGUUGGCGUGUCCUGCCUGAUGAUGGCCACCGUGGCGUGGGGAACCGACCAAGCGGCGGCGGCAGUAUCCUCUGAUCCAACAUCAACAACUCCCGCUGUAAUUGACGAUAAGAACACUACAACGGUCGCCCCUGACAACACCACAACCACGACCACCCUCAAGCCGACCCCGGAUAACAACACUACCACCACAACGCCGUCGACAACAACAACAACCUCCACAACGGUGAAACCCACGCCAGUUCCGGACAACAACACAACCACAACGACAGCCCCAACACCUGCUCCGUCGCCAACCCCAGUUCCGGACAACACGACCACCACAACGGCCGCUCCCCCCUCCCCAUCCCCAUCUCCGGUAACGACCACCACUCCAGCGCCCGCCCCCGGACCGGUUCCGCACUGCAAGCGAUUCGACGGGUACUCCUUCGUCGGCGGAAUGAUCCUCGCGUACGGCUCGCUCGCGAUCGCGCUCGUUCUCUGGAAGUUCUACAAGGCCCGCACCGAGCGGAACUACCACACGCUGUAAGAAGGGGGUGGCGAGGUAAGAGCGGGAGAGAGCGGGACGGAAGUGUUUUUCAUUCUAGACCAAAAAACUACACUACACUAAACUACACUAACAACAAGUCUUACUAUAAACUGAACAGAAUCUUUGAUUAUCACGCUGAUUAUUUCCUAAUUUUGAAUCUCAAAGUGAACAUAACCUCAAACUCAACACGAGGACAGUUACAGACAAAAACAAUGCUUGCGAAACUAAGAUAAAAACUUAACUUUUUUUUGUUGAAAAUUUCUCAUAAACGAUAGUAUUAAGAUGAGAGAGAAAGAAAAAAGAGAGUUGCUCAACUAAGACAAACUAUUGAGCGGAUUUCCCCCUGAAAAAAAUCUGUAUCUGAAACAUUGAAAAAGUUGAUAAAUAAACAAACAAAAAAAAAUGUGCACUUUGUGUUGAUUGAUUGCAACAUAAAAAAAAAUGUUUUAAAAAUUCCAAUGUCUGAGCUCUAAACUGAAUAAUUUGAGAAAUUGGUGGUCGUUAAUUUUUUGCGCCGUUCCGGAAACAACCCAGCGUGGUGUUGGGUUAAGGUGUCAGACUAGCGAUUCAAAGGGAACGAGUUUGAAUCUUCUUGGAAACCACUAAUUAUGUUUUAUAAUCUAAUCUCAGUGAUUUUUUUUAUUAUUUCAAACUUUUUGAAAAUCUUUCAGUUCACAUUUUUCACAAGUUGAUAAACAGUAAAACAACGGCAUUUAACAAAAGUUGCAAUACAUUAGAGAAAAGACAAAAAGCGUUAAAAAGCAACCUUAAACGAGGAAAUAUCUUAUUGGAAAAUAAUGGUCUUAGAAAUUCAAAAUUGAAAAUAUAAAAAAAGGCAUUUCAAAAAAUUGGUUGCUUAUUGGCUAUCUAGCAUUGCCAAAAAAAGUCGUAAGAACAUUGAAAAUGCAAAAUAUAUUUAGAAAACAAACGAAAAAAAAAAAUCUAGAAUAUAUUUUGAAAAAAAGUAUCCAAGAAAACAAUUCUAGAUUUUAUCCAGUGCACUGCUGAAUUGUAAAACGAAAUAACUGUUCAAAAAAAAAGUCUGUAACGAGAAAAAGAGAGAGAGCGAGAGAGCAAAACGUCUUGACGCAAAUUGAGAGAGAAUCGAAAAGAUUAUUUCGCCAGAGAGAAUUUUUUUCGCUCUAUUGCUGCUCACUCCCUCUCUCUUUCGUUGCAGUAUUGUAAAAUGCACUAAGUUUGAAAAAAAGAAGACCCAUUAUUGGAGGGAAACAAAAAAAAAGUGUUACACUAAAAGUCUGAGAAAAAAUCCUAAAGAAAAAAACUCUUGUAGGAGUAUCAUUAAAUUGCACUGAGACUAAAAGAAACGAAAAAGAUUGCAGGAAAAAAUGUAGGAUGAAACAAAAACAAACAAAAAAACACGAACGGAUGGAAAGUGCUCUUAAUCGAUACAAGAAAUACAAACAAAUAAGACAAAAUCUGUAGAAGAAAAACUGCGGUUCUUUCGAAAAAAAAAAACAAAAUGAAAUCCAUCCUGUUUACCAUCGCUACAGAUCUCUAUGAAUUCCUAAAUUUACUUCUGAAAAAACAACUUAUUUUUCUUCAAAAAAGACCAUUAAAUCGCCAUCACUGCAAAGCGUUGUUAUCGAAUUAGGUCGCAAUCAUCAUCUGGUCUGAUGGAUAUCGAGUAUUUUUUGACGAUAGAUGUUAAGAAUUGGUCGAAAUAAUUAAAUAAAAAAAAAACAAGAAAUAAUUUUCGGUUACUUUCAUAACAAUCGGAACUGAUUGAACAACCUGUAUGAUAUCUGCUUUAGUGAUUGAUGUUUUUUUUCGUUUUCUUUUAAUAGUAGCCUUUAAACAAGUCAAACUAUCUUUUACUAGUUUUUCAGUCUUGAUAUCUAUAUGUGUUUAAGAAUCUCUACUAGAUCAAUGUUCAUCAAACGACAGAAGAGUAAAAAAUGGAAAUUCUUUACACGCAUACAUACGAAAUAGUACAGUGAGAAACAAUAGAAUGCAAGCAGCAAACAAAAAUGUGUCAUUGCAAGCCCAUUCUGUGAAGGUAUAAAAGAUUAAUAAACUUUCUUCAUUAUCUCUUGGUAAAAAAA